Molecule: messenger RNA, 3056 nt
Organism: Zootoca vivipara (common lizard)
Lineage: Eukaryota; Metazoa; Chordata; Lepidosauria; Squamata; Lacertidae
Gene: CAPN6
Product: calpain 6
Biological process (GO): proteolysis
Cellular component (GO): cytoplasm
Molecular function (GO): calcium-dependent cysteine-type endopeptidase activity
Source: RefSeq, a predicted model, not a curated record
UUUUCAGGUUAAGAAGCCGGGAGUUCUCUGUUUGCAGUAGAAAAUUCGGACUUUCUGUGUGCGUUUGCCUAGCAGCUCAGGAACUCGUGGUGCACACUUGGUUCAAUCCGGAAAGAAAUUCUCACAGGAAUCGAUCAGCAAUCAGGCCAAAUUUCUCUUGAUAAACACAUUUGGAUCACCAUGCUUUCUACAGCGGCAAAACCCUUCAAGGACCAAAAUUACUAUGAACUCAAGCGGCAAUGCCUUGAAGAAGGCAAGCUCUUUGAAGACCCUGAAUUUCCAGCUUCCGAUGCAUCUCUCUUCUACAACACUCCUCCAUUGGGGAAAGUGGAAUGGAAACGCCCAAAGGAACUCUCUGAAGAUCCUCACUUGGUUGUCAAUGGAAUCAGUUCCCAUGACUUGCACCAAGGGAAGCUGGGAAACUGCUGGUUCGUGGCUGCCUGCUCUUGCCUGGCCCUUCGGCAUAACCUCUGGCAAAAGGUGGUUCCAGAUGUUGAGGAACAGGACUGGGUUUCAGAUAAGCCAGAUCAAAAUGUGGGGAUAUUUCACUUCUGCUUCUGGUGUUUUGGAGAAUGGAUUGAUGUGGUCAUAGAUGACCGAUUGCCAACUGUACGCAAUGAGCUGAUCUACUGCCAUUCUAACGACUGCAAUGAAUUCUGGAGCGCCCUUCUGGAGAAGGCCUAUGCAAAGAUGGCUGGGUCUUAUGAAGCCCUGGAUGGUGGCAACACCGCAGAGGCCAUCGUUGACUUCACAGGAGCAGUUGCAGAAUCCAUUGACAUGAUUGAUGGCCACUACAGCCAUGAUAUCAUCGAGCAGGCGAAACUCUUUGAAGACUUGCUGAAGGUGCAAAGAAGAGGAGGAUUAAUCAGCUGUUACAUCAUGCCUUUGUCUUCUAAUGAAUUUGAGGGACAGACUGAAAUGGGUUUGGUCAAAGGCCAUGCCUACUCGGUGACAGAAAUCCUGAUGAUGCCCCUGGGAGAGAAGCGCCUGCCAUGGGAAAAGACUAAGAAACUCUUCAUGAUCAGGUUGAGGAACCCCUGGGGAAAGAGCGAGUGGAACGGUCCAUGGAGUGAUGCAUCAGAGGAGUGGAAAAGCGUGAGCCAAGCAGAACGGAAGAAAUUAAGACUUACUAUUGAAGACGAUGGAGAGUUCUGGAUGUCGUUUGAAGACUGGUGCAAAAACUUCACCGAUGUUGACGUCUGCCGGAUUGUGAACACAUCCCUUUUUAGUAUACAUAAGACCUGGGAAAAGAAAAUGAUUCGUGGAGAGUGGAAAAAGGAUCCAGACCCAAUGUUAAACCGCGCUGGGGGGUGCUUAAAUAACAAAGUCACCUUCUUACAAAACCCACAGUAUGUCUUUGAUGUCAAGAAGUCGCAGGACAAAGUGAUGAUCUGCCUGCAGCAGAAGGACCAGCGCAUUUACAAAAGAGAAGGGAGAGGGGACAACUUGGUUAUUGGCUUUGAAAUCUUCAAGGUUGAGGCCAACAGAGAGUAUCGAAUGCAUACAAUAACAGUGCAAGAGAAGAUGGCAACUUCCAUGUACAUUGACAACCGCAUGGUAUUUUCGAAGGUGUGCCUCAAGCAAGGCCGGUAUGUCCUGGUCCCAACCACCUUCAGACCUGAUAUUGAAGCUGAAUUCAUUCUGAGGCUGUUCACAGAUGUGCCAUCGGAGCUCAGAGAGCUUACAUUGCAUAAGCCCAAGAUAGCCUGCCUGGACGUCCUACGUGGCUUUGUUCGGAGGGUGUCCCAAGUUAAAGUCCACUCUGUGGCAGGUCUCAGAAGUCAAGACCCGUAUAUCGGAGCAAAUCCCUACAUUAUCAUCAAGUGUGAGAAUCAGAAAGUUCGUUCUCCCGUGCAGAAGAGCACCCUCGGUGCUGUUUUCAAUACACAAGCCAUUUUCUACCAGAGGAAUAUUGAGAGUCCGAUUGUUGUCCAGGUUUGGCACAGCAAGCUCUUUUGCGACAAGUUCCUGGGACAAGUGCGGAUCGCAACAUCACCCGAUGACCCCAGAGGACUUCAGAAGCUCCAACUCCAGGGCAGAGGGAGUCGCGAAGAUGUUGCCGUGCCAGGUCACAUCAUCAUCAAGGUUGUUACUAGCGAUGACCUUGUGGAGCUCUGAAUACUGAGGGCUGACAGACCCAGGCAAGGCUGUCACCUCACAGCAAGAGUUUUCAGUUAGCAUCCUCAGUGGGGAUGGAGCAAGAGCCACUGAUUUGCAUCUUGGUGUGAAAUGCUUUAAAAUGCUUAGGGUCUUGUGUCUGGGUCCUGCUUGGGAAACAACAAAUGGCUAACGAAAGAGAAAGCAGAGAGCAAAUGUGCAGCCAAAUAUAUCAUUGCCUUUAUCUUUCACCACACAUACACACACAUACAGUAUAUAUCUCCAAACAUAUUUUCUAUCACAGAUAGCAGCUGCUUCCAGGCACUGGGUUCACCAGUGCAAUUCACAUGAAACCAUUAUAGCCUUGCAAUGCAUUUUAGCUGUUCUGCUAGAAAAUAGCAUUUCAUUGGAACUUGGGGAGCUGCCUUAUACCAAGUAUAGCUCAAUACCGUCGACACUGACUAGCAGCAGCUCUCUGGGGUUUCAGACAGUGAGCUUCUUCCAGAUGCUGGGGAUUGAACCUGGGCCCUUCUGCAUGCAAAGCAGAUGCUCUACCACUGAGCUUUGGCCCUUCCUCAACAGCACUGUUUAAUAUUGCUUCUACAGUAAUAGUAAGAGUAGUUUCCGUUUAGUUGCAUUAAGUCAAUACCAAAGUAUUUGCUGAACAAUGACAAAUCCCAGCAUGGGAAAAUCAAAGUUCCAGGAUGCGAAACACAAGCUUUCCCAUUCCUAAUCCUCAGCUGUGGGGAAUGUAUCUUAAAGGCUUGCAUCUGUCCACAUUGGGAAGGUAUGCCUGCCUUCUAUCUGAGCCAGCUGAAUUGUAUCACAGCUCUUUUGACAGAAAAAUGAAAGGAAUAUGGAUAUGAUAGCUGUUUAUUGUACUGAGCCUUUUUUUGCACUGUUGCUUUUGUUUUCGAUGCCUAUCUGUUAUCAGUGGCAACAUCUGAAUAAAAUGUAUG